AGUCGGCCACACCUACUCUGUCUGAUAGUAGCGGAGAAGGAGAGACUAGACCGCACCAUGCUGCCCUGCUCGAACUUAAAUUACACACGCAGAAAAUUAGUCUCCAACAGGCGUUUGUAGCUCGUUCUCUCUUUGUAUGGACUUUGAAUCGGAUAUCGGAUAUCUCUGACUUGUCGUGACAUUUUCCCAUACGUCUUGAUUUGUUUUUCUUGCAUAAGGACAGUUGAAGAUUCUACAGGCAAACAUGUUGCAAAGCUUCGCUCAGUCACAGGACUGGCUGUACUCUGAGCCACUGCUCUUUGAUGAUGAAUUCUGUCAGAGUUUGAUGAAGGACCUCCAGUCGUUGCCAACUCCUCCUCAGUCUCCUCCAAUGAAGGCAGGGUUGGGCAGUAGCAAACCGCUGUCCAAGGAAGACCAGCUCAGUUAUGUUUCAGACAUCCUGCUAGAGGACCAUGAUAUGCAGCUCAACUGGAACUGCGACUUCUUCCACUCAGAUGGACCUGAGAAAGAGGGCGAUGGAGGGCAGCCCUGCUCCCCUCUGGAGGAGAGUGGUGAGGACUGCCUGUGGAGGGUGUUGGCUGACAAGACCCUGGAGGAGAGACUGGUCUCGUCCAUGCUCAGCUCCAGCCCGCUGUUGUCUGACAUCGACACCAGCAUCUUUGAGGAGAUCGCUGGAUCCACACUGGAUUGUCAGAACCUGAUGGACACACAGGAGCCCAGUGAGGCCACAUCAGACUAUGGUUCAACUGGAGGUGAACUGUCCACCUACUCAUCCAGUGACUCUGAAGAGGAGAUUGAUGUGGUAACAGUGGUGCGUUGCCCCUCCAGCCCCUCCACCCUGCUCUCACUGUCUGACCUGUCAGCCCGUCAGAAGAAGCAGCAGCAGGAGGAGGAAGAGGAGCAGCAGCGUACUCUUCAGCGGCAUCACUUUGAGAUCCAGCUGCAGCACAACUACGCCGCGCCGUGCCCUGCCUCACCCCCACCUUCGUCUGCUUCAUCCACCUCCUCAUCCUCAUCUAACAAACGGUCGAGGGGCAGCGAUGGCUACUCGCGCUUCCAUCACUCGUCUCGUGGCUUGUCAUCAUCGUCCUCACGAUAUAGCCAGCACUCAUCCCGGAACUUGACAGAGACCGAGGAUGAGGAGGAACGACGGCGGACGCACAACGUAAUGGAGCGGCAACGACGCAAUGAGCUGAAGAACUGCUUCAUGCGCCUGCGAGACAAUGUGCCCGAGCUGUCACAUAAUGACAAGGCCUCAAAAGUCGUGAUCUUGAAGAAGGCUAGGGACUGCAUCUACAGCCUGGAGGAGGAUGGCCACAGACUGCAAGCCAAGAGGGACAAACUCAGAGUGAGACAGGAGGAGCUAAAAGCCCGACUUGCUCAGCUCCGCAGCUAAUAGGUAGAUGAGGACGCUGAAGCUUCAGGUGGGGGGGGGGGGUGCAAGGGAGGACACUUUGUACAAAGACAGAGGGAUGGGCAGGGUUUAAAGAUGGUGUGUCAUGCUGAAAACAGCGCACAAAGUAGAUAUUUCAAAUACUAUUUGGUAACUGCAGGUUAACUGUCACAAAGCUGCAUCUGUUGCCAUGGACAUACACACACACACACACACACACACUCAUUGCCUCAGUCGAUCAUUCUCAUGCCUUGACUGCUGACUGUUGUAGAGUGUGGGAAGCUGGUUUUUAAGGGACAGAAUAAGGAGAUAGCUUUUUGUUUUUCUUUUGGCUGAAUGCACACAUGAUGAUGUGUUCUUGUUUGUUUUAGAGUUAAGGAUGCAAGUAACUGGAAACCGGCAGCUCAGUAGUCACAUGAAACUUGAAUAAUGUGGAUUCAGGAUGUCUUUGAGCCAUACUAACCAACCAGUGAUCCCUCUGCUCUGAAGUGAUUUGAUCACCCUUGACUCAGAACUGGCCCAGUCCUCAUGUACUUUAGUUCCAGUUCUGAUAGUUUUAUAUAAUCAGGAUGAGGUCGUUCAGUGUGCAUUCUGGCCUUAGGCACACCCUUAGGCCCAACACCACUCUGUUAUCAGCCAACAUGUGUUAAUAACGAUACAGUAGCGACCAAGUUUAAUAUUGUAGCGUUAAAAAGGCUCAGGUCACCACCAGCUCACUUGCCUCAUAGUAUGUAUGGGUGUCUGAAACACUUUUAUCUUUGAUAAUAAAUGUCAAAUGCCAAAUGGAGCCAUAUUAAACAGCAUUCAGGGUUGGAGGAAACUGAACUGGAAGGUGAACUGGGCCACCAGCCGAGCUGCCGUAGCAAAUUAGCCAAAGUCUUUCUGUGCUCACACAAUGGCAUUGAGGCUAUAAAAAACCUCUGGAUAUUAUUAAAACCUCUCUGUCUGAACAUGUUAAGGUUAAAGGUUCUGAUUGGAGGAGACUGCUACCAGCAGCAGUACUGUGACCUUUAGUUCUGUCACUCAGUGAUGACUGCUGUGCUUUGUGUAAAACUGUAUCAUCAGACCAUUACUCCUGUGGACAUACUCGUUCAUCAGUGGCCCUCAAAAAGUCAAGACCGAGACGGAAAUGAAAACAAUAUUGUUCUUGGUGUCUGUGAAACAUUAACUAAUGGAAAUUGAGAACAUUGUUUAGUUUUCUGAGAUGGAAAAGAAGAUAAAUUUGCUAUGGACACAACUUUUUGCAGGAUAAAUCUAAAUUAAAUUAUGUAUUAACAUAAAUUAGAGCCACUGACUCUAACAUUCCCCUGUUUUUUUUUUUUUUUCCCAAGCUGAACAGCCUUCAUUUGUGCUUAUUUGGGGCAAGCUAUAAUUCCUCAUAAGGGGCAUUCAAUGGCUUCAAAAAAAGUUCUGUAGGACAGUAAAAACUGGCUGCAUGUCUUAAGGAGUAACCUGUUUCAUGUCAGUCAGGGUAUUCUUGGACCUUGCAGGUGACUUUGGGCUGGAUCUGAAGUUUGAAAUAUCACUGGGGUUUGAUGAUAAAUUGAAAUGCCAUUUUUAUUCUAAAUGUUGUUAUCCAAUACUGUUCACCAUUAAUGUGCUGUUUAUAUUGAAAGGCACAAGUGGCAAAUGUUGUUUGUGUCUGAUGUCUUAAGUGCAACCUGUUUUGUAUAAGAUAAGUUCUUCCUCCUCCAGGCUGAUGUACUUGAACAGACCCUGGUUUGUAGGAAUUGAGUUUUUUUGUUUGUUUUUUUUUUUACUGUAAAAAAAAAAAAAAAAAAAAACCUGCUCUGCCUUGAAAUGAAUUCUGUUCAGGACUCCUUUCCUUAACUGUUCGACCGCCGUCUGGUUAAAACCUCAUAUUACUCUACUUUUUUCAGGGAAGCACCAGCCAUGUGUAUUUCUUUUCUCUCCAGCUUCUCACUUUUUUAAAUUUUCCUCUCAUAAAACAAAUUACAGCCUUUUACAGUAAAGACUUGUGGUUUGAACCAGGCGGCAGGAAUGACAUGUCAUUUGUUUCUUCACAUGAUGAAACCUACCUCCACCUGGCUGCAGUCUGGCCUAUAAUGUUUGUUUCUUUUGGGGUUUGAUAUUGUACAGUUUUUUAUGUAAAUAUUUUUGUUAUUGUAUCAUAAAUUAUUUUAGUCAUUUUUUUCUUUGUUUAUUUGAGUUUAAGGAUUAUGAAUUUUGCCAAGCAGCACUUUUUUAAAAAUGCAAUUAAAAAAAUUAUUGCGA
Molecule: messenger RNA, 3628 nt
Organism: Sphaeramia orbicularis (orbiculate cardinalfish)
Lineage: Eukaryota; Metazoa; Chordata; Actinopteri; Kurtiformes; Apogonidae
Gene: mych
Product: myelocytomatosis oncogene homolog
Exons: 3
Coding region: 245-1396 (383 amino acids)
Biological process (GO): regulation of DNA-templated transcription
Molecular function (GO): DNA-binding transcription factor activity; protein dimerization activity
Source: RefSeq, a predicted model, not a curated record